Messenger RNA from Caenorhabditis bovis, 1074 nucleotides. NCBI's taxonomy places the organism in Eukaryota, Metazoa, Nematoda, Chromadorea, Rhabditida, Rhabditidae. The record is from the annotation of a GenBank genome assembly.
AUGACAUUAACUGAUUCCAUUAUUGCCGCUCUCACCGAUAUUCGGCACUUUUUUGCGCCAUUGUUCAAAUCGCUAAUCGAAUUGCUUCUUCAACCUACCGAGAAGAGUGUGGAUGUAAAAGUUAGCCUCUAUAAGACACUUCGUUUGAUUUUAAGGGCAGUUUUUGAGAAUAACAGCGCGGAGAUUGCGUUUGAAGCAGAAGACUGGCUUCUCGAUGGCCACGCUACUUCAUCUUCGUCUUCAGACGAAAUUGUCAACAUUGUCGAAACAAUGGCGUUUGAUAUUGGCCGCCACAUAUCUUCAAACAUCUCGGAUUUGCCGAAACAUCGAAAAGCCACCGCUAUUCUUUUGGCUAAUGAUCUUCUACAUGAAGAUCUCAAAGGCUCUAAAAAACUGGCUGCUUGUCUGUCGCAGAGUGGAGUGUGUAGAGUUCUUUGUGAGGAAUUAUUAUCGAUUGAAUUUGAUUGGAAUGUGAUUGCUUCGCCUUCUGGAGCCGCGAUAGUCACUAGGGUUGAGCAAUGUGCGCAAUCGCACCUUCUUACAUCGAUUUUGACUGUUUUCACUCGACUGGCUUCUUCGGAGCAAGGGUGGACGGCUUUAUCAGAGCUUGCUGUUACUGAGAUCAUAGCUGAGAUGUACGUAUUCACUGAACCUCCAAAGGAAGUGUUCCUGAAACCGGAAACCGUCAAAAUAAAAGGGACGCCAGCAUACGCUUUUGCCAACACUUUGGAUUUGGCACUUCACCUUUGCAAGCAACUGUGCUCAAAGGCCAAAUGGAAAAAGCUAACCCUCAGAAUUCUGGCGCUCAUACAAUCGUUCGGCGAAAUUUUCCAGCAAUUGGUACGCGCUGGAGUUGCGUGUAAUUGUCUAGAAACCGCUAGGGCGAUUGUGUACGAAGUUUCAGUUAAUGAUGAAAGCAUAAUCGAUGCGAUCGACGGCGACAAUGUUCUCCGCCAGUUGCGUGUCUCCGCAAGUGAAGGACUCGUAUCGAAAAAGCCGAAAUCAGCUCAGAUCAAUGCAAACUCGUCGUUCGCCGCUCCUCGUCAGUUGUUCUCAACGCUUCUACCGGUCUGA